Mesorhabditis belari is the source of this 579-nucleotide messenger RNA. NCBI's taxonomy places the organism in Eukaryota, Metazoa, Nematoda, Chromadorea, Rhabditida, Rhabditidae. The record is from the annotation of a GenBank genome assembly.
AUGGGCUUUUUAGAGAUUUUCUAUAUUUUGUGUACUGUUUUUGUGCUCUUUAUCAACGUGAUACCAGUCUUUUUCUUUUUCACUUAUUCAGCGGUGGCGAUUCUCAUAUGUGGCGAUAACAAGAGUGCAAUGUGCUUUUACGAUCAAAGAAUGAUAGGGGAAAGCGAAACAUGGCUCAUUGUCUUUUUCUCGAUCGCUGCCAUCGCUUCAUUCAUCUAUCUCGUUUUGUUGAUUCUUUCGAUUUGUGGAGCUGUAAAGAGAAAAGGCCAUCUCCUCAUUCCCGUUAUUUUACUUUCAAUUAUAGAACUUGGCUGCCUUUUCUCCACGAAUUUGCAGAGAGCCCAAAAUGUGGGAAUUUUUGCCGAUUCUACCUGGUCGGCAAUAGUUUCAGCUUUUCAAAUCUUUGAGUUGCUGCGAGUCGUUUUGGCGCUUUUCGUUUACUUUGAGUCAAAAUUCGCCGAACAACAUGUGCAAGUUUUGCCAUCAAGAUUGCCAGAAGAGGAAAAAUACGUGAAAGAGAUCACCGCUCCUUGUCAACAAUUAAACUAUGCUUAUAACGAGCAACAACAAUUUUAUGCU